AUGGCACUGGCCAAGGACAGAACAGUACCUCAUGACUCACACACGGGCUUAAUUCAAGCCUGUUCACAAUAUGGCAAUCUGUUUGGAGCUAAAGUUUCUGAUCUUUCUUCUUCGCAUUCUAGUCCAAGCAGCACAAACUCUAGUGGAUUUGUGUAUCAUCAGCCCACAAAUUAUCAACCUCAUGAGGAAGCUCAUUCUGUCAUAAAUUUCAAAGCCGGGUACGAUCAUUUCAUGCAUACUAGUGGAUCCGUGCUUAGCUUUGAGCAUAAUGAUGAACAAGUAAUUAGUCACCACAAUCAAGUUGAUGAUGACUACCCAAUUUGGGAAGAGAAUUCGAACCACAUCUACCCACUUCAAUUUAAUCCAAGUAGCACCACCAGUCCACGCCUGUCCGGAAAUUUCAACUGUCUCCAGACUGCCACCAGUUUUGGCUCUACCGCGGCCACUGAAACCAUUCAGGAGCUUGGAACACAAGAAGCAUUCCAUAAGCGUCCCCAUAUGGAAGAGAGCAUGCAAGCUUUGAAGAAGCAGUGCAUCAGUGCAACAAAGAAGCCCAAAUCCAAGUCAACUACUACUCCAUCCAAGGACCCUCAAAGUAUUGCAGCCAAGAAUCGACGGGAACGGAUUAGCGAGAGGCUGAAGAUACUGCAGGAACUUGUACCCAAUGGUACCAAGGUUGAUUUGGUUACCAUGUUAGAGAAAGCCAUCAGCUAUGUCAAGUUCCUUCAAUUGCAAGUGAAGGUGUUGGCAACAGAUGAAUUUUGGCCAGUGCAAGGUGGAAAAGCUCCUGAGCUGUCUCAGGUAAAGGAAGCUAUUGAUGCCAUUUUAUUAUCUCAAAGGGACAGAAACUCAGGUUCAAAGUGAUGCCCAGAGAAUCCAAGAAGAAGAUGGAGACAAAUAGUUAUAAAUAUUAUAUGUUUAAAAAAGAAAAGAAAUAUCUUUUGCAUUUUCAUGAAGUAGUUAAUGUAAUGAGAACUGAGACUGCAAACCUUGUCCCAGUUUCAAUCAAGUAUAGAAUCUAUCUUUUUUGUUUUUUUCUCUUUUAUUAAUGUUAGGAUUUGCAGGAAGGUUGCACCAUUAGAUUGUAUCUGAUUUAAUUUCUCAUGACUUUAUGAAUUAUC
Messenger RNA from Cornus florida, 1121 nucleotides. Its product is annotated as transcription factor RHD6. The transcript has 5 exons. Gene Ontology annotation, biological process: regulation of DNA-templated transcription. The record is from RefSeq and is a predicted model, not a curated record. The coding region runs from base 1 to 864 and encodes 287 amino acids. Gene Ontology annotation, molecular function: protein dimerization activity; DNA-binding transcription factor activity. Lineage: Eukaryota; Viridiplantae; Streptophyta; Magnoliopsida; Cornales; Cornaceae.